Molecule: messenger RNA, 5134 nt
Organism: Salvelinus namaycush (lake trout)
Lineage: Eukaryota; Metazoa; Chordata; Actinopteri; Salmoniformes; Salmonidae
Product: rabenosyn-5-like
Exons: 13
Coding region: 431-2779 (782 amino acids)
Molecular function (GO): metal ion binding
Source: RefSeq, a predicted model, not a curated record
GUAUAAAGAAAGGGGUGGACAUCACCACUGUGAUGUUCAGUGUGUCCAAGAACACUUGUUUCCUCUGAUAAAUGUAUAUUUCUUGUUGUAAAAAAGGACAUAUAGAAGAAAGUCAAAUAGGUGCCAUCUGGCUUUCCCCAUCCACGUGCAUUUUUGUCUAUUCUUUCCUCCGGUCUUGGCUGUAUGCUAGUCACAUGACUAGGCUGGGGCGGCUAACCUUUCAACCGCGGAGAGUGUUGCAGCGAGCUGUCAACAUUUAAUUCAUAAACUACACCGUUAACAGGUUUACAUUGUGAUAUUUUCUUCCUCAGGCUUUCUCCUGUCAUAAUGGAGCGGAUGAGGGGUGGGCGUCACACCCAGUUGGGCGUGGCAUGAGACAGACACACACCCUGGGUGUCUCUGUUACCAUCCUGCGUCCACCCCCACCAAAAUGGCCUCCAGCUACCCACCCCCCUUCGAAGGCACAGGGGAGGUGAAGGAGGGCUUCCUGUGCCCGCUGUGCCUGAAGGACCUGCAGUCGUUCUACCAGCUCCAGGAACACUACGAGGAGGAGCACUCUGGGGACGAUCGACAUGUCAGGGGACAACUCAAGAGUCUGGUCCAGAAGGCUAAGAAAGCCAAAGACAAGCUGCUGAAGAGGGAUGGUGAAGACAAGCCAGAGACGGGCAGUUAUGAGUCCUUCUACUACGGCGGAGUGGACCCUUACAUGUGGGAGCCUCAGGAGUUGGGAGCCACAAGAAAUCAUAUGGACUUUUUUAAGAAGCACAGAGCUGCCCGGAUUGACCACUAUGUCAUCGAGGUCAACAAGCUCAUUAUCAGGCUGGAGAAACUGACAGCUUUUGACAGGAUGAACAUAGAUGCAGGCAAAAUUAGAGCGAUUGAGAAGUCUGUUGUGGCGUGGGUGAGCGACUCUGAUGUUCCGUUCUGUCCCGACUGCGGGAACAAGUUCAACCUUCGGAACAGGCGACACCACUGCCGCCUCUGUGGCUCCAUCAUGUGUAGGAAGUGCAUGGAGUUUGUGCCCCUGCCUUUGGCUUACAAGCUGACCAGUGGGACUCGGGAGGCCCGUAGUGUUACGGGCAGCCAGUCCCAGUCCCCUCCAACAGGUGGUGGGGGCAAUGUCAGCGGGAUGGGCUCCAGGAGGGGCAGCAUCAGCAGCCUGAGCAGCGUCACCUCAAUGCUGGAAGAGAAGGAUGACGAGAGGAUCCGCUGCUGCCUCCACUGCAUGGACACCCUGAUGAAGAGACAGCAGAAACUGGAGGAGAAAGACCACGUGCCUGACAUCGUCAAGCUCUACGAGAGGCUGAGACUGUGCAUGAACAAGGUGGACGAGAGGGCUCCAGAGUAUAUCAGAAUGGCUGAGUCUCUCAAUGCUGGAGAGACCACCUAUAACCUGGACACGGCUGGUGGACUGAGAAUGGAAGUCCAGAAAUACUACGAACUGAUCGAUGCACUGAGUAAGAAGAUCUUAACACUGGGAAUGAAGGAAGAGCCACAACCCCAUCAAAAGACUCUCCAGCUGCAGAGGAUGGUCAGAUACACAGCCACACUGUUUGUCCAGGAGAAGUUGCUGGGUCUGAUGUCUCUACCCACUAAGGACAAGUAUGAGGCCCUAAAGGAGAAGAGGAAGCAGGAGCAGGAGAAGAGGCUCACGCAGGAGAGACUAAUUGCCCAGGAGGCUCAGAAAAGGAGGCAGGACUCUGAGAAGAACCGCCCAGCUGCCAGCACCAAUGGGGAGGCUCCCCAAGCCCCCAGGGCCCCCCGCAUGACCAAAGCUGGGGGAUGGCUGCCCUCUUCCGAUACCCUCCACACGUGCGGGGAGCUGGAGGACCCCCUGCUGCAGCAGAUAGACAACAUCCAGUCAUUCCUGCGGCAGGCCAAGGCCGCCCAGAGGCAUGACGAAGUGGCCAUGCUGGAGGAGAACCUCAGACAGCUGCAGGAUGAGUACGACCAGCAGCAGACCAGCUUGGCCAUCGCUCUGUCCCAGAGGUUGGCGCAGGAGGAGAGUCUACAGCAGGACGAGCUGCAACGCCUGGAGGACAGAGAGAGGGGGGAGAGGGAGCACAGGGCCCAGAGCCAAGCCCCAGGAUCCCAGGCCACAUACACCUGGCAGGGCUCACUGAACCUAACCGAUAUAGGGAGCCUCCAUAGGGAGGAAGACGGGGAGGAAGAGUUGACCCCUAAAGCAGAGAGCAGCCCCCUGUCCAUGAGGGCCUUCCCUGCCCUGACCGACCAGGAUGAGGAGUCACCCCCCCGGCUGAGGAGGCUGGGGGGAGAUGUGACACCUCCUGGUGGCGAGGGACAGAACAGCUCCUCCCUCAACCCCUUUGAGGAGGAAGACUCCACCCCUGUGGAGGAUCCUUCCAAUCCGUUCUUCGAGGAGAUCCAGAAGGAGCACAAGGAGGUGGCUAACGGGAAGAAGGAGUACAACCCGUUUGAGCAGGAAGAGGGUGGGGAGGAAGAGCAGGGGCAGGCCGAGGGCGCCACUGGCAACCCUUUCGAAGUGAAGGAGGAAAACAAUGAAGGUAACCCUUUUAAAGAGGCUGCUGGGUGUACCCCGCCGGGAGCCUCGACCAAUCCCUUCGAGGGGGAGGAUGAGGAGGUGAUGCCGGAUGUUGACGUGAUUGAGGAGGAAUUGCUGCUGCAGCAGAUCGAUAAUAUACGGGCGUACAUAUUUGAUGCCAAGCUCAACGGGAGGCUAGACGAGGUGGAGCUGCUGUCGGAGAACCUGAGAGAGCUGCAGCGCACGCUACAGGAACAGAAGAGCAAGACACACUGACAGACACCUCCUCCCUGUCUCUUUCUCUCAUAACCCCCAUACCAUCACCUGACGCUUACAACAGGGCUGCCCACCCAGGGCUAGAAGGCUACUCCUGAGACUACGGUAGUUCCCUUUAAAUGACCAAUGAUCUCGUUGAUACUAGGUUGUGUUAGGUGACGGAAUCACCCAGCGCCACCCUUGGUGAGUAGCCCUCCAGAGCCAGGGUCCAGAGGGUGCAUCUCGGUCUAUACUCCAAUAGCCUAUACUCCUUUCCUUCAUCUGCACUGAUGUGAAUAAACUGCACAUAAUAGCAUUAUUCCUUUGCCUAUCCUGAUCGACCUACCAAGUAAGUGCAGGUCAAGGAGAGGAGACAAGGAGAGGAAGCAUCUCCAGACUUGAGGCUCUCAGGUUUUGGCAGCCAAGCCACUAGAAGGAUGCCGACCACGAGAUGCAUUUAGAUUGCGUUUUGAUUUUCUCACUCUCGUACUUACUAAUAACACUCUCACUCUAUAAAGGUGUCUUUUAGGAGCCCAGGUUGGUUUUUAUUAUAUGUGUAUGGUAAGAAGAAGCACAAGGGCAGAGUAUCAUCACUUACAGACAGUUGUCUGUAGUCGGCCACUGGAGAGAGGAUUCAAGGGGUCAUAAGGGAGGUUAUUUGAGGCCAGACAUCGAUCUGUAGUCCUGCUACGCAAUAGAUAUCUUAUCUAGAAUCAGGGUUGCAUUCAAGAUCACAUGGUUUUGGAAAUGUAAUGGUCUUCUUGAACAAAAACAUUCACUCUAGGGUUGGGUGAUAUGAGACCUACGAUAUGCUACUCCAAAUACUGCGAUAGCCAAUAUAAUUGAUUUGCACGUUAAUGACUAGAUAAUUCAAGACUAUGCCAUUUUUGUCCUUAUAUUGGAUUUAAUCACAUCUGCCCAACAUUGGUUCACUCUGAAUAGUUUAAAAUGACAGCUGUGUCAUGAAAACAUGUCGUCUGCACACAAAUGCAGCCCUGAAUACUAAGCAUGUCUAACCUGUAACCGCUACAUACGGUCAGAUCUUCACAUACAUGUUUGUAGGGGAGUGGAAACUCAUUGCCGUUCGCACAUAAUCUUUUAUCUCGGUCUUCUGUCGUCCCUGGGGGUCAUGACCACUAGAAAGAAAAUGUUGAACAAAACAUGAGCGAAACCAACAAACAGUUUUUGAAAUCCUACUUUGCCUCCUUCAGUUUCUGUAAGCUGGUUUUGUGAGUGUCUGAAGCGGAGGAUAGAUGCAUUAGCUUUCAGUGUGUGUACAUCACAUCACUAGGAGGCACUUCAGCAGUGGUCCAAAGUAGGCUUUCAAAGCUGAUAUUGUCCUAGUCUCUCUCAUUCUGUUUCUCUAACCUGUCCUAGUUCUCCAACUGUUCUCUCUUAGUGCACUAUGAGGGUCAGAAUCUGUCCUGCUCUGAACAAAUCUAAAGCUCUUUACAGGGUAAAAUAAACAUCCUAUUUACUUUCUCUUAUGCCAAGCCUGCUUCAGAAUAUUGGCCUUUGUCAUCCUUAUCCAAUAGCUGUCUAGUCUUGUAACUUCAGUCUGUAUUUAGUGUAUUUAUGCAACUGAUUCAGCCAAGUCCUUCUUGGCAUCACUUAAACCAUUAACUCAGAACACCAAUGUUGCAGUGGAGAUGUUUAGGUCUGAGGCACAGAAUAGGUUAAUUUACCCAGAGUGCUCUGCUUGGCACAUAUCUGUCACAUCAUCAGCCUGCUCUGUAUCCAUAAGGUUGUGGCAAAACUUUAGGAUGUAAGAUUGUCUUUUAUCCCAUCUUGAUUAAUCUCUUAAAGAUAAUUUACCUAUGACAAUAGAUUAACACUAAACCUAUUCCACGCUACCAAGUAUUAUCAUUUAUACUGUUGGCAAACUCCUGUGUCACCUGUUGAAUAAGUACUUUGAUGUAUCCAAGUACUGGUUCGCUUGCCUUGCAGAGUAUACAAUAGUACUUGUCAUUUUGAUGAACUAAAGCAGUAUUGUGUUCGCUGUAAUCGAUCAUGCACCACUAACUCAGCUGUGUUGCAUCUAAACCAGACAUAAAUAAUGUAUUUGUGGCAAAUGUGAAUGACUUGUCGAUUACCUUUUUGGUAAUGUUGCCUGUUUGCCUUUUGUUAUCGUAGAAGGUUUCGUCACGCAACACUAAUUAAAGACAUGACCUAUGUGAACAAUAGGAAGUGGCCUUUUCAUUCACCCAUGCCAUCGACACUAGAUGUGAUAGUGUGUUGCAAAGAUUAUAUACUUUCAACUUCACGAAUCUAAGGAGCAGAUUCUAGUUCACCGAUCUCCAAAUUAUCAUUGUUUACAACAGCUGGCAAUGAAACUAAAUCCUGUCUGGUUUCCUUUAUUGUACAGAAAAACAUCCA